AUGAAAGAUUUUAAUUGGUGGAUUCAGAGCUCUCUUACCUAUGUGGUCAUUCAAACAAUAUUACAAGGAGUAUUAAUGUCAGAACUACCAAAAAUCAAGAAAUUCACGUUUGAAGAGAAGAUACAAGAAGGUGAUAUUGCAUCUGUUGCAUGCUUAGUAGUAUCUACAACCAAGCCUUUAUCAUUCACAUGGGAGAAAGAUGGAGAUGUUAUUACUGAAUCGGCGAAGAAUAUAAGGAUAGACAAUAGUGGAGACUAUUCAGUUUUGAUAAUAAAUGACGUGAGUUUAAAAAGUAGCGGAAACUAUACUUGCCGAGUGAGUAACUCCUUCGGAAGUGCAACACAUACCGCAAGGCUUGAAAUAAAAGUUCCACCUAAAUGGAUUGUGACACCCAAAAACAUAGUAACUACAAUUAAUUCGGAAAUUAAUGUACAAUGCAUUGCUUCAGGCUCUCCGACGCCGAAAAUCACGUGGCAAAAGUUUCCAGAUUCAAAUUCGGCAGAAAACAGUUUCGUGCAACCGACGAGCAAAGAUCAUGGCAGUGAUGGUGUGCUAACGGUACUAUCGGUAUCGGAUGUGCAUGCUGGCUAUUAUGAAUGCGUAGCUGAUAACGGCGUGUCUCCUAAUAUCAAAGCUAAUUUUUCCAUAACAAUACGUGGUAGGAAAAUUAAGAGAGUACCAGAAAUACAGAAGUUUUUCUUCCAAGAUAACAUUGUGGAAGGUAAAGUUGUGUCUGUUACGUGUCUGGCAGUGUCAAUUUUAAAGCCCCUACAUUUCCAGUGGCAUAAAAAUGGAAAAUCCAUCGAUAAUGCCUUUAAAAAUGUCCGAAUUGAAAACAGUGCAGAAUUUUCUGUUUUAAUAUUGGACGGCGUGACUCAUGAAAGUGAAGGAAAUUAUACUUGCACUGCUACAAACUCCGCAGGAGCGUCUAAGUACUCUGCUUUCUUAAAUGUUAAAGCUCCUCCUAAGUGGUCAGUUAUACCAGCGGAUGAAGUUGUUGCAGCUGGAGAAAGACUGGUUUUGAACUGUUUAGCAUCAGGUUCCCCAACACCAAACAUAGUGUGGAAAAAGUACACUAAUCAGAACGUGAACCCAGAGAUUUUGAAUGCUAAAGAUCAAAACGAAAGAGAUGGAAAAUUAAUAUUAUCUUCUGUUUCAUAUAAAGAUGCAGGUUUAUACGAAUGUGUAGCAGAUAAUGGCGUCAACCCAAGUAUCGCUGUUAAUUUUACUGUCACAAUACGUGUUAAAAUUGAACCGUUCAGUUUUUUGAGAAGAUUCAAGAUUGGUGAAAAAGCUCAAGUAACUUGCCUUAUUGCAUCAACAAUAGAGGAUAUAGCAUUUCAGUGGUUAAAAGAUGGGUUUUCAUUAGAAGAAUCGAAUAAUAUUCGACUCAAAAGUGGCAAUGACUUUUCAAUUUUGAUUGUCGAUCCUGUCGACUUACAGAGCGAAGGAAACUAUACUUGCAAAGCAUCAGAUGGCAGUAGCUCUACGUUACAAUCUGCAUAUUUGCAUGUUGAAGCUUCUCCUAUUUGGACAAAUGAAAUUACAGAUAUAGUAACAGCUCUUGGAUCAUCGGUGCUUAUACUUUGCCGAAGUCAUGGUUCUCCAAUGCCUGUAGUAAAACUCAGAAAAAUUUCAGGGCAUCCUCCUCAAGAUUCUGUUAAUAAAUUAUCGGAAAUUACUUCUAAGAACGGCACUUUCACUUUUGCUUCCAUAAAAGCGGAUGAUUCUGGAGUGUAUAUAUGUGAAGCAAACAAUGGAGUUGGCAGUUCAAUAACCAAGAAUUUCUCUAUUACUGUGGAAGGUGGACCAAAAAUCCAACCAUUUCAAUUUCCAUCCAACGCAAAAAUCGGUGACAAAGUCACUGUCGCUUGUUCGGUUAAGUCUGCCUCGGAGAUUCCUAAAUUUCGAUGGCUUAAGAACUCCCAUGAUUUCGGUAACAUUCCAGAAAUCAGAAUUAAGAAUGACGCUGAAUUUUCCGUACUAAUCAUUGACCCUGUUCAAGAAAACAGCACUGGUAAUUAUUCUUGCAUUGCAAGUAAUAAGCUGGGAGAAGAUAUAUUUUCUUCUUUUCUUCGAGUGGAAGGACCUCCAAAAUGGUUACAUGAACCGUUUGACAUCACUGCUAGUAUUGGUGACAAAAUAACGUUAAAAUGUGAAGCAUCUGGGUAUCCGAAGCCGCAAGUUUCUUGGUUCCGUGUUACAGAUGAAAAAGAAAUCAAGGAAUUUAUUCCAUUUGAUAAAUCAUUCUGGAAUGAAUCCUUUCUUAUUAUUCCUGAAGCAAAUUCGGAACACUCUGGAACAUUUUUAUGCGAAGCUAGCAACGGUAUUUCACCAAAAUUAACUUCUAAAGCUCGGGUUCAGGUCAUAGUUUCACCAAAAAUACAGCCGUUUUAUUUCAAAAAAGGCAUUAAAGCAGGUGAUAAAGCUACAAUUUUGUGCUUAGCAGAAACAAGGUCACCAUUAACAUACUCUUGGAGGAAGGAUGGUGAACAAUUAACUGAAAAAGAUGAAAUUCGCUUUAAAACAGAUGAAGAACUGUCAAUUCUUAUUAUAGACCCUAUUCGAAGUUCCAGUUCUGGAAAUUAUACUUGCACAGUAAAAAGUAUUGAUGGAACAGACAGCUUUUCUUCAGAACUAAUUGUGGAAGCUUCUCCCACGUGGAUAAUUCGUCCAGAAAAUGUCACUGCUUUGCCAGGAACACGUCACAGCUUUCGAUGCUCUGCAAAAGGAUCACCUUCUCCAUUAAUAACAUGGAGAAAAUUAUCAAGUUUGAAUGAAAUGAAUGAGCAUAUUCCGAAAACAGUGAUCAGCAACGGAGGAACUCUUGUAUUUGAAUCAAUGAACUUAUCAGAUGAUGGAUUGUAUGGCUGUGAAGCCAAUUUGCCAAAAAUACCUCCAAUAGCGUUCCCACCGACCGUCAAAAGUGGAUGGUCAACGAAAGCUUUGUGCACAGUUGUAAAAGGAUUAAAGCCAAUUCAAUUUCAGUGGAAGUAUAAUAAUAAAGAUAUCCAAGGCUCAGAUUCAGCAGUUGUGAUAACCUCUUAUGAAGACUUUUCAGUAAUAAACAUUGAUCCUGUAUAUUCAAAACACAGUGGAAAUUACACUUGUAUUGCAAGUAAUGCUGUAGGGGAAGACAAAUUUACCGCUGUUCUUGCCGUACAUGAGCCAACGUCAUGGGUUAGAGAACCCGAAGACAAAGCAGCUUUAGAAACUGAAAAUGUUGUUCUGUUUUGCUCUGCAGCAGGGUUACCAUCGCCUCAGAUAAAAUGGUUUAAAUAUGACAGUCUUGAAAGUAAUGCUGAUGGGAAAAAGACGAGAGUUAAUACAGCAGGAAACGGUACACUAACUAUUUCAAGUAUCACUGUCAAAGAUGCUGGAAAAUAUGAAUGCGAAGCUAAUAAUGGUGUUGGAACUUCUUUAAGAAAAGUAGUGACAGUUACUGUUAAUGUUCCUGCCAAAUUUGAAGAGAAGUUUGCUGUAGUCCAUGCCAAGAAAGGAGACAGCGCAAGAAUGAAGUGUGAAGCUCUAGGGGAUCAACCCUUGUCUGUCUCAUGGCAUAGAGAUGACACUGUCAUAAGCAAAGGUGGAGACGAACGCUAUGAAAUCUUCGAAACAAUGGAACCCAAAGCCAUGGUGUCCGAAUUGAUAAUCAGGACAACAGAUCGUGACGAUGGAGCCCUCUAUUCUUGUGUUACAGAAAAUGAAUUUGGCAGCGACGAACGAAAAAUUCGACUUCUCGUAAUGGAGGUCCCAGCUGCUCCACUGGACGUGAAAAUUAGAGAAAUAUGGAGUCGUAGUUCUAGCGUGUCUUGGGCUCCCCCUUACAGUGGCAAUUCUCCAAUUACUAAAUACAUAGUGCAGUACUGGAGAGAUAUUGGGGGAGCACCUCAUCGACUACUUGAAAUCUCGGCACCAAGUUCUCAGUCCUCAGCUUUGUUGAAGGAUCUGCAUCCGGGCACUUCAUACGUGCUUAAAGUUGUAGCUGAAAAUGCUGUUGGCAGGGGAGAGCCUUCUGAUGCCGCAUACCUUAAAACAGGAGAAGAAGAACCAAACUCGCCACCUGCAGAUAUCAUCGCAGAACCUAGAGGAUCUUCUACAAUCAGAGUCUCAUGGAAGCCUCCUCCUAAAGAUAGCUGGAAUGGACUUCUAAAGGGAUACUAUGUGGGCUACAAAAGUAGGGACUCCAGCCAGCCGUACUCAUACAAGAGCGUUGAUUUCCAGCCAGAUGUACAGCAAGAAUUUUUUCUGACCCAUCUGUUGAAGGCUUCAGAUUACAGCGUCGUAGUGAAAGCUUUCAACGGGGCGGGAAGUGGACCACCGUCACACGAACUUUAUGUCCGAACACUGGAUGGAGAUUUACCUCCAGCUCCUUCUGUGUAUGUCAUAGCCACAUCUGCUACGUCGGUCAGUCUCCGUUGGAAUACACGGAAAAUAGACAAUCCACUUUCAGGAUAUACUGUGCAUUACCGAGAGGACCAAGGGCAAUGGCAAGAAGUUGCGGUUGUUGCCCCAGAAGACAACACAUACACGCUGAGCAACUUACAUCCCCAGAAAAUGUACCAAAUUUAUGUCACAGCGACCAAUCAAUAUGGAAAAGGAGACCCAAGUGAGAUCGUUGCAAUCAAGACUGGAGAAGGAGACGGACACUCCUUGCUGUCAGUAUCUAGUUUGGGACCCAACUCAAGCUAUUUUGACAUGGCAGUCGUCAUUCCUGUAACAUUUUCUUUGUUGACUAUUGGGAUAGUUCUUAUUGUGGCUUGUGUCUGUGUGAAAAAGAUCCGCAGCCGACAUAAUCUUGAAAGAGCACUUGCAGCAGAAAAGCAUCUAGCUAUGGUUGGCACUCUACAACGCUACGUAGACAUUGACAAGACGCGAUCGCUGAUGGAUCCCAACAGAGCAGGACUUUAUCCUCUUCCUUACGAAACGAUUCAGAUGAUGUCUGAAGAUCAAGACAUCGUCAAAGGGCAGCAGGAGCUAAGAGCAUUCAUCAACAAGGAUGGAACGCAAACUUUGUACAAUAAACCAAUGACUUUAAGAAGAACAUCUGACAAUGAACAUAUAUAUGAUAGUGCCCAAUAA
Messenger RNA from Uloborus diversus, 5082 nucleotides. RefSeq names its product cell adhesion molecule DSCAML1-like. The record is from RefSeq and is a predicted model, not a curated record. The transcript is spliced from 30 exons. Lineage: Eukaryota; Metazoa; Arthropoda; Arachnida; Araneae; Uloboridae. Gene Ontology annotation, molecular function: cell-cell adhesion mediator activity. Bases 1 to 5082 code for a protein of 1693 amino acids. Gene Ontology annotation, cellular component: plasma membrane; axon. Gene Ontology annotation, biological process: homophilic cell-cell adhesion; axon guidance; dendrite self-avoidance.